UCCCACUUCAAAAUCAAAAUUUAAAUUAUAUAUUAUACUAAAUGGUGUGGUGCCUAUAUCAUAAUGGCAACAAGCGAAAUAACAAAUUUUUCUCAUUAUUGGCUUUAUCAUCAAUAUCACUUAUUUGGGUUAUUUGCACACUAAAAUAUUUUCCAUACAGGAAAUUUGGCUACUCUGCUCAAGAAGAAAUUGAGUAUUCGUUUCUCAAAAACAUUCGAAGUUUCGGUAACAAUGACACCAAAAUAAUAUUGUUAUACACUGAAAUAUACUACCAAGAUUGGAACCUGCCUUCCGGCUAUAGGUUAUUCGAUCGAUGUCCUAACAUACAUUGCUUUCUAACCCGCUCCAAAAAAGUCCUGAGUUUCGCUGACCUUGUCGUGUUCCAUGCAAGGGAAAACACGAUUUACCCCUCAGUUGCUCUCAAACCGUCUUAUCAAAAAUGGUUGUUUUAUAUGAUGGAAUCACCUCACUAUACCUUCAACGAUUACAAGAAUCUGAAAGGGCUGUUUGAUUGGACUAGCACAUACACCUCCGAUUCUGAUAUAUUAUCGCCAUAUGGAGCUUACCUACCUUACUCGCCUCUUCUAUCAAAUGUAUCUAAUUACUCCUCAAGACUCGAAAAACAAUUUUCACCCCCCGCAGAUGAUAAUUCGGUCCUGAAAUGCCUGAUUGCCAGAAAAUCCCGGAUGGCUUUAUGGAUGGUUCAUCACUGUAUCACUUCUAGCUCUAGUUCUAGAGAAACGUUGGCUCUGAAAUUAUCAUUCUACUUUCCUAUCGACGUCAUAGGCGGUUGUAAAAAUGAUAUGACCCACUUGAUGUCACAUCUCGACCAAAAAAAUAGAUCCAAGUUUAGGUUUAUUCAGGAUACCGUUGAAUAUUUUAAUGAUAGCGAAUGUUUUCAUGGCAACAAAAUUGAAACAGAACAUUAUGAAGGGAUUGACCUGAAGGGGGAAAAAUGGCACCGUAAAACUAACAAAGCUAAAUGGUCUUGUGACUUCGACCUCAAUCACUUAGCCUCGACUACCUGCUUGAAGCGUCUAGGAAGUGUUUACAAAUUUUACCUGGCCUUCGAAAACAGUCUUUGCAAAGAAUAUAUAACUGAAAAAUUUUGGUACAACGCCCUAACCAUGAAUAUGGUGCCGAUUGUGUUCGGUGCUCCAAAAUCUGACUAUCUCAAGGUGGCGCCCCCGCACUCAUUCAUUCACUUAGACGAUUUUGGUGGGAAUGUAGAAGCUUUAGCCAAAUAUAUAAUAUUUCUUGAUUCCAAUGACACAGAAUACGCCAAAUAUUUUGAAUACAAAUCAUACGGCAAGAUAGAAAAUUAUAUUCUAGUCAGACCGACACCUUCUAAUCCUAUGUGGUGUACCAUGUGUUCGAAACUUCAUUCUACAUCUCGUCAUCUCAAGUCAAAUAACACCUUGCUAGAUUCACCGUUAUCACCCUUGAAAGACAAUAAGAAUGCAACCUGGAGUCAAUUGGGACUGAAUGUCUGGUGGCAGGUGUCUAACAUGUGUACGGGUGUUAAAAUAUUUGCUUAAUUUUAAAAACAAAUUUGUAAGCCAAUUGUUGCGAUUCGAAAUGAUUUUAUCGGCUGCUAUAUGGUUUCAAAAAUCCAGUCAUUUUUUAUUUGAUAUGAUAUGACAAAAAUUUUUUUUUGGUGUCCUAAGUCAAAACCAAGCACACAAUUUUGAAAAAUAAAACAAAUAUAGAUAAUCAUUAAGCGUCAUCUAGUAAAUUAAUCUUGCUAUAUAUAUUUUGUCUUCCAAUAAUUAUUCAAAAGCUUCAUAUAGCUUCCCUGUAUUAUUAUAUAUAACUUAAAAAUGCAUGAGUCUCAAAAUUUACUAUGUAUUUUUUUUACAUACUUUCCUUUUUUUUCCAAAAUCUCGUUAUAUACUAAUAUAAUAAAUUUUACAAUUUACGUGAUUAUCUUCAGAAUGUAAUUUUUUUAAAAAAAUUUAAUCAAUUUAUCAAAUUUAUCUCAAAAUUUAAUAUUAUCCUUGUGAUUUAUAAAAAAAAUUUGUGAUAAACUAAUUAGUUUUAAUAUUUAAAAAAAGAGCUUCCAUUAAAAUUAUGAAUUUUUUUAAGAUCGUUUUUAUAUUUUGGGAAAUCGCAAUAUAAUUAUAUAGUAUAUGCAAAGUGUAAUUAAUAAAGAUUUGCAUCUCA
This is a messenger RNA of Gordionus sp. m RMFG-2023, 2163 nucleotides long. RefSeq names its product 3-galactosyl-N-acetylglucosaminide 4-alpha-L-fucosyltransferase FUT3-like. The coding region runs from base 42 to 1538 and encodes 498 amino acids. The record is from RefSeq and is a predicted model, not a curated record. NCBI's taxonomy places the organism in Eukaryota, Metazoa, Nematomorpha, Gordioida, Chordodea, Parachordodidae. Gene Ontology annotation, molecular function: alpha-(1->3)-fucosyltransferase activity. The transcript has 7 exons. Gene Ontology annotation, cellular component: membrane.